This is a messenger RNA of Ipomoea triloba (trilobed morning glory), 5460 nucleotides long. Its product is annotated as protein TIME FOR COFFEE. The record is from RefSeq and is a predicted model, not a curated record. Bases 366 to 5390 code for a protein of 1674 amino acids. NCBI's taxonomy places the organism in Eukaryota, Viridiplantae, Streptophyta, Magnoliopsida, Solanales, Convolvulaceae. The transcript is spliced from 13 exons. Gene Ontology annotation, cellular component: nucleus. Gene Ontology annotation, biological process: regulation of circadian rhythm.
UAGAAGAGAGAGAGAGAGAGAGAAAAAGUGCUCUGGGGUAGAGAGAGAGAAAGAGAGAGAGAAAGAGAGAGAGAGAGAGAAAGGCAAAGAAGCUAGAGAAGCACACACAGGUAAGAAAGAGAGAGAUAGAGAGAGAGAUAGAGGUGUCUGUGAAAGCACCCAUUUGUGAAAAGGGGAUCAUUGAAGAGAAUCGAUUUGGGUGGUGACGGAGAGCGGGAGGCAAUUAUUGAUUUUCCGGCGAGUCCGGCCACAUAUCCGGCGGAGAAUUAUGCGACCGGAGAAAACACAGAGAAGCAGCUACACCACCUGGGAGGAGAUUUGCGAUUGACUUUUUUCUCAACUGGGGUACUUGAUUUUUUCCUCCGAUGGACCGUAACCGAGAGGCUAGAAGAGCCGGUAUGGUGGCCUCUUCCAAUGGCAUAUCCAGACGGAGACAUAGAACUAACAGUCUUCGAGACUCCCCAGAUGAAGAUGUGGCGGUGGAGUUUUCGGAAUCGGUGAGAUUAAGGGAGAGAGUGAAGAAGGAUCGAGAUCGGGAUCGAGAGCGCGAGAGAGACAGAGAUAGAGAGAGGGAGAGGGAGCGUUCGAGCAGGAGUAAAAGGAGGAGAGGCGAUGAUAGUUCUCAGGAAAGUGUGAACGAUGAUGAAGAUGAGGAGGAUGAGGAUACCACCGCCCACGUCCACCACCAACUCCACCACAGUAGCAACGCCGGUGGUGGAGGAGGAGUGAGGUUAUUGCCGCCGAAUCCAUCGGCGGCUGCGGCUGCAGCGGCGGCGGCGACUUCCGUUACGAACCACCAUCACCAUAGCAGUAGCACCAACAGCCAUCACCAGCACCACCAACAGCUUCAGCACCGUAAGACUUUUCCUCCGAGCGCCGGAAAGCCUUUCAGGGCGGCGCCCGUGUGGAAAUCCGGCAAUGAAAUGAUGGACGUUCCAGUCCCCAGAAAAGCUCGCUCAGUCCAUCCCAAGAGGUCACACGAUUGGAUUUCAAGCGGCAGCGGCGGUAGUUGUGGAGUCGGGGAUCAAAUUCACCGUCAGGCUUCGACUUCGCCGGUGAGACAGGGUCCGGUUUCAACUUCGACGCCUUCGCCGGCACCUCCAUUGUCGCCGUCGUCAUCCAAUGCUUCGGGGCGUAGAAAGAUUAAGGCUAAUGGGUCGAAGCAGAGACCGCCGCCGAAAUCCUCGUCCAAAUCGACUUCUUCCAACAACCCUGAGGAGCUGGAGAUUGAGAUUGCGGAGGUUUUGUAUGGGUUGAUGACUCAGUCACAAGCUCCUUUGAAGAAAGAAAUUGCAUCUAACGAUACCAGAGAAGUAAACAACAGAUCCUGUGCCGAUACUAAAUCCCGUGUCUCAUCGCCGGUUUCCGGCUCUCCGUCGCCGGCGAUUUUGCCUUCGGUGCCCAACUCCUCGUCGGCAGCUCCCUUUUCGGCUGUUGCUCCGAAGAGGAAGAGACCAAGGCAGGUUUCGGAGAAUCAGGGCAGCGCUAGCGUUCGGAGCAGUCCGUCAUCGGCUUCUGCUAAAGCAGAGAUGGAUCAGACGAUGAAGGCGGAGGUUUCUUCUUCCCCAAAUUUCGAGAAAACACCAGUUCAAAAUGGUGGUGGCUCUUUGUUAUAUGGUUUGGGCAGUUCAAUCAAUUCACAAUCAGAUCCGACGGCGGAGCCGAUGAAGGUGGAAUCGGAAAUCAAGCCGCCGGCGACGGAGCAAGCGCCGGAAAGUGGAGAUUUGGCCGGAAAGGAGGAGGAGGUGGUGGUGAGCUCUCCGAAGAAGGAAUCACCUCCUUCUGCUUCUGCUUCUGCCGAGGACUCGAAAGCGAUGGCUGAUUCUGUAACCACCAAACCCUCAACUGUGUCAGAGGUGGAAGAAGGGCAGAGAGAGGAGAAGAAGAUCCAGAUAGAUCUGAUGGCUCCGCCGCCUCCACUGUUGAGAUCUUCACCGGAGAGGGAAGGCUCUGCUACAAUGGAUAUCAAGACAAUUGCAUCCGAGUCUUUGCCAGAAAGGGCUGCUGUGAAGCACAAUGAGGAAGAUGAGAAAAUGGAGGAAAAGACUGUGGAAGAAGAGAAAAAGAUGAAAGCAGUAGAAGAAGCAGAAGCACCACCCCAGAAAAGAACUGAAAGUAGUAGUAGUAAGGGCAAGGAUAAUAUUGGUGUUCAGCUGGAUUUAGAAAAGCUGCAAAGGGGGGAUAAUAAUAGUAAACUUCAUCAACACCACCAUCCACUGCUUAAAAGUAACAAUGAAGAACAUCCAGAGAAAGCUAAUCAAUCAAGUUCCUUCCCUUUGCCCCCGAUGUCAUUGGCUGGCUGGCCUGGUGCUGCUGCUGCUGGCGCCGCUGCUGCUGCUGCUGGGCUUCCUCCAAUGGGAUACAUGGCACCCCUUCAAGGAGUUGUGACAAUGGAUGGGAGCUCUGUUCCCACACCACCAUUGCAGCCAACAUUUUCUCAACCGCGGCCAAAAAGAUGUGCGACGCAUUGCUACAUUGCUAGGAAUAUACACUUGUAUCAACAGUUCACCAAAAUGAAUCCCUUCUGGCUGCCAACUGCUGCUGCCGCUGCUGCUAGCUCUGCUGCGUCCUUGUUUGUUUCAAAGGCGGCGUGUAAUCUUAAUGUUGUCCCCACACCGGCAGAUCUUCAUGGAAACAUCGGUGGGAGGGGCGUAAAUUCUGGUCCAGAUAAUAAGGGGGGGCACGGGGGUGUUGCUAUUUUCCCUGGUCUUGCUGCUGGUGGUGGUAAAGACAAAGGCUCUCAACCACCCACCCUUCCAGAUCAUCCUGCUCAGAGAAAACAGCAGCAGAUUUUGUUGCAGCAAGCAUUACCACCCCCUAUUGCACCCAACAAUCUACUGCCUGGGCACACUUUCAUCUUCCCUUUGAAUCAGCAGCAGCAACAAGCAGCAGCCGCAACUUCCGCAGCUCGACCUGGGCCUGCAAAGUCCCCUGCAAACGCUGCCUCAAAUGCGUCGAAUUCUGCUGCAACUGGUACUGCUACCACUGGAGGAGCUCCAGCUGCAAUUAGCUUCAGCUACCCGAAUAUGCCGCCAAAUGAAACUCCAUACUUGGCGAUCCUACAAAAUAAUGCAUAUUUUCCAAUAGCAGCUGUUGGUCCACCGCUCAAUUACAGAGCAACUCAUCCUCCGUCCUUGCCAAUGUUUAAUGGCUCUUUCUGUCCUUCUCAGAUGAUCCAUCAUCCAUCACAGCUUCAUCAUCAUCAUCAUCAGCAACAGCAACAGCAGCCACAGCAGCCUACUCCAAGUUCACAAUCCCAGCAGCAAAUGCAGCAAAAUACCAGCAUCUCAAGUGGUUCCUCUUCAUCCCAUAAGCUUCUCCAAAACCACCAGCAAAAGCAGCGGUCCCAAGGUGGUGGUGGUGGUGGUGUUAUUAAUGGAAGCAGUGGAAGUGGGAACUUGCACAACUUCCCUGCCUCAAACUCAAAGACCCAUCCACCUCAUCAGCCCCAGCAACUCCCACAUGGACGCCAUAUCGAGAAUGAGCUAGGUAGUGAAGAUAACCCCCCAUCAACUGCUGAGAGCCAAGGAUCUCGUGUGCCAGUUAACAUGUAUAGCAACCAAAAUUGUGUGAUGCCAAUCCAUCCCUCAAAUUUCAAUCUGAUGACUCCACCUACUGCCGGUGUUUUAUGUGCUACAAGUGUAAGUGGAAAUCAAAGUGAGAAGAAGCAGCAACAACAGCAGGGAAUUAAACCUGGAACAGAAUCAAUGCAACCCCAAUCUUUUUCUAUGUCAUUUACUUCAAUUAAUGGGGCUUCUGCUCCUGGAAUCGAUAUAUCAUCGUCUAUGGCACAGGCUAAUGCUGCUAUUUUUCAGAAUUUCACUGAGGCUUCAAGGCAAAAUUUGCAUAUAGCGGCAGCAGUUGCUGCUGCUGCUCAGCCUAAGAAAAACUACAGAGAUGAGAGUAGAGGUGGAUCCGGUGAUCCAACUACUAGUGCUGAUGAUGAGAGAAAGGGGGGUUCGGCAGGGAAGGGUCCUGCUACUGUUGGACAGUCUAUUACAUUCUCAAGGUCUGACGUUGCGGAUGCUUCAGGAUCUAAACUUGCAGCAAAUGGUAUUGAUAGCUCAAGAUCCAUAUCUCUUGCAUCUGCUUCUGGUUGGACUGCACGGGCUGCUGCAAUACCAACCUCCAUGGGGUCAAAUGCUCAGUUACAAGCUCAACUACAACAUAAGCAGCAGCAGCAAAUGGCUCAACUCCAGAUGCAGCAGCAACAUCAGUUAGCUGCAGUUGUUGCUAGAAGUAAAGCACCUCCUACGAGUAAUGGCAUUGUGUAUUCUGAGCAUUCGAAUCCACCAACCUCGGUUGGUAUGAAGUUCCCCAACACAAUCUCUGCGUUUCCACAAAAUCUUGUUCAAACAAGUAGCAAUGGUAGUCCUGUGCACUCUCCUCAGUGGAAAGGAUCUGGAAAAACGUCGUCUUCCUCCCAAGUGGCAUCAACCACACCGUCGUCUCUCAAAAGCAUCUCCCACCAGCACCAGCAGCAGCAGCAGCAACAACAGCAGAUGAGAAUCCAACCAAACCACACUCAAAUAUCUUUUGUGGCGGCGAAUCAGAAAUCAUCGACGACGACAACUUCACAAGGACAACACCCCUCAAACAGUAAUCAGUCACAAUCUUCCUCAAUGGUGAUUGGCUCUCCAACUACUACUUCCUCUAUCUCAAAGGGUGCCAGUGGAAGCCCAAGAACCACUUCUGCUUCGAUGAAUAAUAAAAUGGACCACCAAACUCCAUUGGUAGUACAACAGGGGAAAGCAUCAGUGUCAAACCCCAACCAGAAGUCGUCAUCUCCGGCAAGUGGGAGGAAUGUUCCAUCAAUUCUUGGAAACAACCCUCAUAUUUCUACCUCAAGCAGUGUAAGCAAAACUCAAGUACAGCAGCAUUUAGCAAAAGGCAUACAACAAUCUCAACUCUUCUUCUCAAGUCCUUAUGCGCAAGCACAACCUUCUUCACAUUCUGUGAGUUCGAGUUCGAGUUCUGCUCCAGCUACUAGUGGGUAUUAUAUUCAGACAAGACGACCAGAACAGCAACAGCCUUCAGGCUCGACGAUGGCACCAACAACAUCCUCAACGGCUGGGAUGUUGACUUUGUGCCCCGUUACUCUCGGUGGUGGAAACACUUCUGAUCCUGCGAAAGCAAUUGCAGCAGCAGCCGCUGCUGCUGCUAGCAACGUGAGAGGUGGUGGUGGGUUGCCAUCGCAAAGCAUUCUCCAUACCGCCCAAUUUGCAGCAGCAGCAUCAUCUGGUAGUAGUCAGCAUCAGAUUUUUCCGGCUGGUUUCUCUUAUGUUCAACCUCCUGUCCCUACUGUGGUUCAGGUGAAGCCUCCACCGGAGCAGAAACAGCCUGCUGGAAAUGAUAAUUUGAAUGCAUGCUGGCAGCCUGAGAAGAAAUGAAGGACAGCACAGCAGCAAGCAUGAGGACAGUGUAUGUAUGUAGCGGAUCCCGUGAAUGUGAUGAAACAAA